AUGACAGAUGUGAAAGGAAGCUCCUCCGGCGUUGGAGAUGCCAGCCUAUUGCAGCGCAAGGAAUGGGACGAGAUUCUGUGCCCGGUCUGCAUGGACCAUCCGCACAAUGCCGUGCUUCUCCUCUGCAGCUCCUACGAAAAGGGCUGCCGCCCGUACGUCUGCGACACGAGUCAUAGGCAUUCGAACUGCCUGGACAGACUCAAGAAUCACAAGAACGGACCUCCGUGUGGUGGCUUAUUGACGGGGAAUGCGCAGAGCUUCAGGCACGGCCAGAGCUCUCUUGCCGCAGAGCACGUCCACGACUUGCAGAGGACGAGAAGGGGCCCGGCGGGGUCGCACGGAGCCCCUUCUUUGGACGGAAGCGGCGGCGAAGUUCGCCUUCCCGCAGGUCAGUUCACGGCGGCGGAGGAGGAGGAGACCCACAAUCCGGCGCCCGGUGAAAGGAUGGAUCUUGAAGAGCCUGGCGGGGGCGCUGGGGCGGAGAAGAACAGCAUCUUGAAGUGCCCUCUUUGCCGCGGGGUUGUUCUAGGGUAUCGGAUUGAGGACGAGGUGAGGCACUACCUGGAUCUGAAGCCCAGGAGCUGCUCGAGGGAGUCCUGCGCCUUCUCCGGCAACUACAGGGAGCUGCGGAGGCACGCAAGGAGAGUCCACCCGUCGUCGAGGCCCGCCGACGCCGACCCGUCGAGGCAGCGGGCGUGGCGGCACCUGGAGCACGAGCGCGAGGUCGGCGAUAUCAUCAGCGCCCUGCAGUCGACCUCGCCCGGCGCCAUCGUGAUCGGAGACUAUGUGAUCGACAACGGAGAGGGCUUGCUGCAGGACUGGGAGAGCAGCGGCUCGGGGAGGGGUGGAAGAUCCUGGUGGACUACUUUCUUCAUGUUGCAGAUGUUGCACACCCCGCUCGGGCCUGCCGGCGAGCGGCGGGGCCUUGUGAGGUCGUGGAGAACGCAUCGGAGGUCCGGGCACAGGAACAUGUGGGACCUCAACUUGCCGGAUCUGCAAGAUGGCGACGAGACCGCCGAUGGGUUUCUCAACGGCGAUGAGGUCCCGGCGCCGCGGAGGCGCCGCCGGUUCUCGAGGUCGCGUGCCGACGAAGACGGCCAGGAGGGACGAUGA
Molecule: messenger RNA, 1113 nt
Organism: Spirodela intermedia
Lineage: Eukaryota; Viridiplantae; Streptophyta; Magnoliopsida; Alismatales; Araceae
Source: the annotation of a GenBank genome assembly